Molecule: messenger RNA, 657 nt
Organism: Dibothriocephalus latus
Lineage: Eukaryota; Metazoa; Platyhelminthes; Cestoda; Diphyllobothriidea; Diphyllobothriidae
Source: the annotation of a GenBank genome assembly
AUGCCCGAGAAAGCUGAAGUUAUGUCUGCUGCUCGUUCUGAGGUCGACCGUAUUUUAGAGGAGAUAUCUGUAUUGUCUACGGGGAAUCACCAACCACCUAUAAUAUCAAGUCACGCGCCGGUCCUAACAAGGUCACAUGUAGACCAGAACAUUACAGUGGCGACAGCGAGUGCCGAACCCACCCAUAUGCACCGCGUGCACACCGUUCCCCCUCGCACCCCUUCCACAUCCACACGUCGUCCCGAUCCCUUUUUCGCCCCUGUCCCCUUUCAACCUGGACAGGAAAUUGACGUUUGCCUAGUCAAACUCUCAUUUUUCUUGGUUGAUAUUCCCCCACCGGACCAUACUUGUUACUUGCUCGCUCUCCUCUCCCCUGAAGCCCUCGCCCCUGCCCUCAAAGACGGUCUUAAUGUCAACACCCCUUUUUCAACUGCUCGCGAUCGUUUACUGUCUUUGUUUGUCAAAUCCCUUUCGGCAUCUGCUGCUGGUGCUCAAUUUUACCGUCUCAGACAGAAACCUCAACAGUCCGCUAAUGAUUUUGCGCUUGAACUCAACCGCUUGGCUUGCCUUGCUUUUGCCUCUACACCGGCUAAGGAACGCAACGAAAUUGUACUCGAUCGCUUCAUAGCUGGGCUGCACGACCCAAACCUGAUGUAA